CAGCCUGCAGCAAAUUUGGGCGAAGCGGUGGCUUUUAGGACCCUGGGCCCUCCGCCAAGGCUCAGGACUCAUGUGCUUGACAGCUUUCAGCGACUUUGCUAAGACUUCUGCAGACUUCUCAGGUUAUUUGUCACAAGUACUGAAGAAUUACACUGACCAUGCCUGUGAUGGAGAGUAUGUGUCCCUGAGAUGUCCUCACAGGACCACCAUCAGCAUCCAAUCUUCUUUUUAUGGCCGAAUUGUACCAAGUCAUCAGAUGUGUCCUUCUCGUGAUCCCCAUUCCUUUGCAACUUUAAUUAAAGAAGAUGUUGCCUGUUCAGUUGGCACUUCCCUUCAGAAGAUGCUGGAUGAGUGCCAGGACAGGCGGAGCUGCCAGUUUCUCCUCAAUAGCCGACUCUUCGGUGCGGAUCCGUGCCCUGGAACCGGCAAGUACCUCAUCGUGUGGUACAAGUGCAGGCCAAAUGAAUACAAGAGUAAAGUAGCCUGUGAAGAUGACAAGCUGAGGCUAAGCUGUAAGAAGAGCAUGGUGUUAGCCAUUUACUCUGCUGUCUUUGGAAGGACACGAGGAGGCAGCCUGGAGUGCCCAUACCCAAACCUAGGGAUGCCCAUGAUAGGUAAGCAGAGAAUGACUUGACACAGCACACUGAUCUGGGCAGGGUGAUUUCAUGUGCUGCCAUCAUGGUAGAGUGGGCAUAUAUCCUUAUUAGGCAACGUGAGCUUGAGACAGUGGUGCUUCUGAUGUGUGGAGCUCCUUUGCUAACCAGCUUUGAGCUUCAUUAUGAGCACCAAACUGAGGUUCAAGUCGAUGCCCUGGUCAAGUCACAAAGCCAUGGACUUUUAGCAGAUGUGUUGGCUUAUAUGCUUGAAGGUAGCCCUUGAAUUUCUGGUUCAGUUUUCUGGUUCAUGGUCUGAACAUCUACCUGGAAUACAGAGAAGCAUAUUAUUGGUGGCUAUCAAGGACUAUCUGUUCCAAGUCCAGGGCUGACAUUGCAUUUAACCUUUUACAGAAGUUAAAGCAAGGGGUGUAAAUUAAAAGAGUUGUCGAGUUGUA
Molecule: messenger RNA, 1051 nt
Organism: Pogoniulus pusillus (Red-fronted tinkerbird)
Lineage: Eukaryota; Metazoa; Chordata; Aves; Piciformes; Lybiidae
Product: protein eva-1 homolog C-like
Exons: 5
Coding region: 71-634 (187 amino acids)
Molecular function (GO): carbohydrate binding
Source: RefSeq, a predicted model, not a curated record